Suillus subalutaceus is the source of this 4167-nucleotide messenger RNA. RefSeq lists its product as uncharacterized. Gene Ontology annotation, cellular component: nucleus. The transcript is spliced from 9 exons. Bases 1 to 4167 code for a protein of 1388 amino acids. Gene Ontology annotation, molecular function: DNA binding; protein dimerization activity. The record is from RefSeq and is a predicted model, not a curated record. NCBI's taxonomy places the organism in Eukaryota, Fungi, Basidiomycota, Agaricomycetes, Boletales, Suillaceae.
AUGACGCCGGAUGCGCCAUAUCCAAAUAAGGAGACGCAACAUGUUCGUGGACUGCAGAAUACUUUCAGUGCAAGUUCGGAGCCACCGAAACGUUACAAACGUAGUCCCCCAGAUCCUACAGACGACACGUCUUUGGGUUUCCUUUCUUCCGUAUUGCAGGGAUAUCAAGAUCCUCCUCUUCAACCGUCAAUCUUUCCCCGAAUCUCCUCGCAGUCCGAACGUGAAGAUUAUCUUGGUGCUGACGGGCCUCGUGAUGCCGCACAUCAUCCCGUAAUAUCUAGAUUUUUGGAUGGCGAGAAUUAUACCAAUUGGACAGCUUCUGGGCCGCCACAGCAAGAAAUAUGGACCACCCGCUUCCGCCCCAGGCAAGCGGAUGAAGUUCUAGGGAAUGAACCGCGUGCGUUGUAUAUUCGAGAUUGGCUCAAAGCUCUCGAAAUUCGACUGCAUGCCACAAACCCCCCUGCCACGAAAAGUAGUAUAACUGGCACAGGCAGGCGGAAGGUCAAGCCGGACGCCCCCGAAAGGGCGCCCAAGCGGCCUCGUGUCAUUCGAGCUGUGGAUAGAAAGAGAGGCAGGAAACGACGGAGGCUGGAUUCCGAGGACGAGUCAGAUGUUUUUAUUGCUGGCAGCGACGACGAAGACGAUACCAUCCCGGAUCAGCCAGGGCAGGAAACCGAUGACGAUGAUUUUAAUUUUUGCCAGCGGACGCUUUCCCGUCUCCAGCGAAAGGACAAUUCGCUGUUAUUAGAGCGGCAUCCACCGACCUCAGACAUUGGUGUCGACACCAUCCCGGCCAAUCCAGAUUAUCAGUCCUCCGACGCUAAUUUUACCGAUAUUCUAACGAAUACACUUAUUAUAACUGGGCCUCCAGGGUGUGGGAAGAGCGCAGCAGUUUAUGCGUGUGCAGGCGAGCUGGGGUGGGAAGUUUUCGAGGUUUACCCUGGGAUUGGAAGACGCAGCGGCGCAAACCUCGAUAAUCUAGUUGGAGACGUGGGUAAAAAUCACCUCAUUCAACAGACGAGGCCAAAAUACCGGACGGCAGCUGCACAAUGUGAAUCAAGAGCAAGCGCUGCUCUUUCGACGCUCUUCCCUAAAGGAGGGAAAGUCAACCCCAAACCCUCGCCAACACACUCAGAUACCGAACAUCCUACCGUUGAUGAACUAGUUGGCUCAUUAAAAACAAAUGGAUUGGCGAAACCGUCUACUACUGCUCGGCAAUCACUCAUUCUCCUUGAAGAAGUCGAUAUAUUAUUCAAGGAAGACGCUGGUUUUUGGCCGGCAGUGAUAGACUUAAUCAAGGAGUGCCGCCGGCCCGUGAUCAUGACAUGCAAUGACAUUAAACUUGUCCCCGUCGCGGAUCUUCCUCUGCAAUCCGUUCUGAUGUUCCAACCUUGCCCUUCCGAGCCCGCUGUCACGUUUUUGCAAUGCCUUUGUGUAACACAGGGAUACGCUAUCCCAAGAGAUAAGUUAAUCGAGCUUUACGAAACCACGUACAUCGUGCAGAGUAUGGAUCUUCCAGACGCGCCGCUCAACCCCAGAACCGAACCACCACCACCACCGGAUCUCAGGCGAUCUAUUACUCAGCUGCAAUUGAUUUGUACUGACGCCACCCACGAAGCUAAGGUCCCUCAAGAAGCACAGGGGGCCGCUGAAAACUUUUCGUCACUCCCUAUGACAAUUUCCGCCCAAGGCAGUGCUGAUGUUUCUGAGACAUCGACGGAGGAGCUGUGGCGAUGGGCUUCCACUUACACGGAUUGUGUUUCGUAUACAGACAGCUAUCUCUGCAGGGCGCCAUUGGAUGGACAUGAGGCCCUGUCAUACAACUUAUCUGAAUCUUUGCUUGACGAUGAGUUGGGUCACGCCAUACUAAUCCGGCCAUCCCACGUCUCUGACACGAGAGAUGCACUUGCCUUCUAUCACAAUGACGAGCUCAUUGUGCAGGAUGCCAUCCACCUUUCACGUGGUAAACACGAGGUUUUGGGUGGUAUUCCGAUCACAACGUCGAUCAACCCCGCGGCUAGUGGUUCUAAUACUGACAUGGAAACCAGGCUCUUCCGAGCUCGCGUGGAGCAUCAAGCACAGAUGCUAACCGCAUUGCAGGACAUCGUUCAACCACCCGCACCUCUCAUGCCCCAGAGCAGCGUGUACCUUGAUUACAUACCGUGGGUGAGAUUUAUGGUUAAAGUGGAUGAUAUUCUUGAGCGAUUAGCGUGGGAUGAGAUGGAGAAGGUGAAGUCUGGGAGAUUAACGAGGAAUAGUAUGAAGGCGAGACAUAUACGGACUAUUGAUUUAAGAGAGGAUCAACAUCGGGCGUUGGUUGCUACUAGAAUCCAGGGGCUCGAGGAGGGCAUAAUGCCUGCAUCUACAACGACUGCUACGAUCAAGCAUGUCAAUCUUUAUUCUCAACCGAAGGAUACUGGCGGCGGCACCCCUGCACUGAAAGAUGUAUCCAGACAUUCCCCAGUCAUUUCUCUUCCCCCUCUCGAUUAUUUACAGCAGCAUCGCAGGGGCUCCAUCACAGAUCCAUCUCUACAUGCUGCUUCGGCGAAUUCGUCUACAGGUCCGCGUCAUAUAGAUGGUAUUGAUUUUGGUUCCCGUGCUAUCAUCCGAGUCCGACCACGUCCAGCUGCCAAUUACACUUUCGGUGAUGGCGGCGGCUCAACGCACAAGUCUGAGUCUUCAAGUAAACAAAUGCGCAAAAUAUUACGUUCCCCAUCGGUAGAAUGGGAGCCUGCAAAGGGUAUUGCACCUCUACAGACAUCACUUCCCCCAAACGGGGGAACCAAAACCACCGAUCACAUGAACGUGGACAGCAGUAAUGAGAAACAAUCGCCCAGAUUUAAUACACGACAAGCAGAAGACAGUGAUCACAGUUCACGAAGGCAAUCGAUUGCUAAUUCUUCGGAUUCCCAAAUGCCACAUGGAACGAAACGAAAGACGUCUACUUACAGGGAAUCAAACGCAAGUGACGACACAGAUUCGCAACUGGUAGGACCUGGGGUACCUAGUCCCAUGAACAUCGAUUCAGAAGGACGCGCACAAAAACGGCGAGGGUCGACCGUCGAGAUGAGUAGGAUAGCCCAGCUGAGCAUAUAUGACCAGAGGCGACAUUCAGUGCAUGCUGGAGCGAUAGCGUCAAGGGCGGGCCCAGGGAUCUCGGGAGGAAAUGGGCACUGGUGGUUGAAUGAGAGACGGGAUUCUCUACCUCCAUCGUUCCCAAACGGGACCACUAGUGGCUACCCCUCGGCAUUAUCCGGCGAUCAGCCACAUGGUCGACCUGCUGCACCCUCGACGCCAGGCAGCAUGGCGACUUUCGCGUGGUCUGCAGCACAACACCCGGACGGCUCGCAAGAUCCUAAUAUACAGCACCAUCCCCGUUCUUUCGAAACACAACCUAUGCAGAUGACCAUGAUGCCCCCGAUGACAUUUCCGCCAGACAGGCGGAUGUCGGUGCCAGAAAGUUCGACUUCUACAAUAGGCCCGACAAGAAAUAUCCGCUCACGGUCCCGACCUCCAUCACGUCAAUUACGCGAAAAUAGCCAGACUGUCACUACUGCUGUAGGGCCUGCGCCACCUGCGGAGGAGCCUACUUCGGCUCCUUCUCCGUCAUCUAGCCUGAAACCGCCGAAGGAGCCGGGAUCUACACCUUACUCUCGUUCACCCGAGCUGCGAGUUUCGCAUAAGCUUGCCGAACGAAAGCGACGGAAAGAAAUGAAAGACCUAUUUGAUGAGCUGCGGGACCAGCUACCCGCAGAUCGGGGCAUGAAGGCAAGUAAAUGGGAAAUACUUAGCAAAGCUAUCGACUUUGUUACCAAUUUAAAACAAAGUCACCAAGAUAUGGUUCGUGAGAUCGAGAUGCUGAGACACGAGCUGGAAAGCAUGAGACAAGGCAUACCAUCUUUUGGUCCAGGAGCACCACCCCACGCUAUGGUGUAUGGGCAGGGCGCACCAGUUCCAGGACCUUAUCCACCACCUCCAGGAGCGAUCUCCCAUCCUCCACACCCGCAUCAGCAACCGCCCCAUCCGCCUCAGCCACGACCGCCAUCGUCGGACAAUCCAUAUCCAGCAACAUCCACCACCCUUCCUCCAGCUCCAGCAGGAGCACCACCAGCAACCAAUGGUGUUGCGAGCAUACCAGCGAACAAGUCAGAGGUACAGCCGAUGUAG